Rhizoctonia solani is the source of this 1434-nucleotide messenger RNA. Its product is annotated as Retrotransposable element Tf2 protein. The record is from RefSeq and is a predicted model, not a curated record. Bases 1 to 1434 code for a protein of 477 amino acids. Lineage: Eukaryota; Fungi; Basidiomycota; Agaricomycetes; Cantharellales; Ceratobasidiaceae. The transcript has 4 exons. Gene Ontology annotation, molecular function: zinc ion binding; nucleic acid binding.
AUGGCCACCUCCACUUCCACCACCACUAGCAGGGUUUGCCUAUCCAAGGACCCAAAUUACAUCACCCUGGAGGAACAAGACCAUUGCUGUGCUGCUGGCCUCUGCAUCAAAUGCAGUCAGAAGGGGCAUGGCAUCAAACAAUGCCCUAAUGGAUGGAAGGCUACAAUCAAGGAGACAGCCAAGGUGGCCAAGGAUGCUGAUAUUGAAUUUGUAUCUCUUGCCUUAGACUUGAAUAAAAAACUGUUACUCUUUAUCAAUCUUUAUGUCCAGAAUUUCCUGGCAGAACCCUUGAAAACCCUCAUAGAUUCAGGGGCCACUUUGAAUUUCAUCUCUCCAUCAAUUGUAGAAAAAUACAAAAUCCCAAAAACCCAACUUGAAAAUCCACAAGUUGUGAGAAUGCUAGAUGGUACUAUAUCCCAGACUGGUUGCAUUUGGCAUCAGGUUCAACUUGCAGUCUCAGCCAAUGGCCAUUCACACUCUAUCCCCUUUCUACAACAGGGAUUAGUCACAUUCCCUGAACAAGUUCAGAUUGCCUCUGAGGAAGAAGCAGACUUGGACCCACUGGCUGACCUACCUGCUCAGUACCACAAAUUUGCCAAGGUCUUUGGUGAAGAGGAAUUUAAGGUCCUCCCCCCACAUAGGGAGUACAACAUUGCAAUUGACCUUAUUCCCAACACCAAACUCUCACCUGGACCUAUCUAUGGCAUGACUGAUGCAGAAUCUAAGGCACUCAAGCAACACAUUGAUGAGGAACUAGCCAUGGGCAAAAUCCGCCCCAGUACCUCAUCUGCAGGCACUCCUGUGAUGUUUGUCAAGAAAGCUGAUGGAUCCCUUAGGUUGGUUGUUGAUUACCAGAAAUUGAAUGACAUCACACACAAAAGCAUUUACCCCUUGCCACAACAAGAUGACCUCAUGGCUAAACUAUGUCAUGCCAAGAUGUUUACCAAAUUAGACCUAAGGUGGGGAUACAACAAUGUGCGCAUCAAGGAAGGUGAUGAGAAGACUGCCUUCAGAACCAAAUAUGGGCUCUUUGAGUACUUGGUAAUGCCCUUUGGUCUGACUAAUGCACCUGCAGCCUUUCAACAUUGUAUGAACAAUCUGUUCCAGGACCUAAUUGACAAACCAGAGGAGCACCCUACCCACAUAAGGGAAGUCCUUUCCAGGCUAAUGAAGAAUCAGCUAUUUUGCAAACUCUCCAAGUGCCAUUUCCAUGUUACAAUGGUUGACUACCUUGGUAUUGUCAUCUCCCCAGCCAGCUUCUCCAUGGAUCAAAAGAAGAUCAAAGCAGUUACAUCAAGGCCACAGCUGAAGACAGUCAAACAGGUCCAGGCUUUCCUAGGAUUUGUGAAUUACCUCUGCCAGUUCAUUCCUAAUUUCAGUUCAGUGGCUCAACCCUUGCAUAACCUCACCAAAAAGGAUUCCCCUUGGUUAUAG